Messenger RNA from Setaria italica (foxtail millet), 2519 nucleotides. RefSeq names its product cyclin-dependent kinase G-2. The record is from RefSeq and is a predicted model, not a curated record. Gene Ontology annotation, molecular function: ATP binding; cyclin-dependent protein serine/threonine kinase activity. NCBI's taxonomy places the organism in Eukaryota, Viridiplantae, Streptophyta, Magnoliopsida, Poales, Poaceae. Bases 1 to 2103 code for a protein of 700 amino acids. Gene Ontology annotation, biological process: regulation of mitotic cell cycle; protein phosphorylation. The transcript has 7 exons. Gene Ontology annotation, cellular component: nucleus.
AUGGCCGCUGGGCGCCACGGAGGGUACAGGGAUUACGAGGCGAGGGAGCGGGAGCUCGACGCUGAGGGCUCCAGGAGGAGCAAGGAGCAGCAGAACCAUCUUGGCGGCCGCCACCGUGACGCGGACCGCCGCCGCGACGGCGGGCGCAGCAGGGGUGGCAGGGACCUCGCCAACGGCCACGGUCGCCGCCGCUCGCCCCCGCCCAGGAGCCGUCUCGCGGGUAGGCUCGGGGACCGUGAGCCUGGGGAAGUGCUGAGCGGCAGUGCGUCUGAUGACUCUGGUGGGAGGCCUCAUAGAGGAAGGGAGAAUGGCAUUCCCAGUUCUAGCAGGGAGGGCGAGUCUGCGGCUGCGUCAGCGGCAGCGGGUGCAGCGGUCUCGUCGCCGAGCAAGAAGAGGAAAUUCUCGCCUAUAAUUUGGGACAGGGAUAGCCCAAAGCCGCCACAUUCUGAUGCAUCAAGGGGCAAGAAAGUGGUAGAAUCUGUGCCUGCUGAGCUCCCUCCGCCUCCGCCGUUGCCUCCAAAAGACCAUGUCCCAGUGAGAUUAGCUGUGGAGAAGUCACCUAUAGAUGUGGAGCCUACUGUUGGUACAGAGAGUGCUGAGCAGUUGCCGGAACAUGAGAAUAGGGUGGCAGAGGAGGAAGAGGAGUAUCCAACAAUGAGGAACAUAUCAACUUCAAGGUGGGCUGGUGCUAAUGAUGAUGAGGAAGAUGGUGCAUCACCAAUGAAAAAGAAAAGUGCAUCACCUGCAGACUCUGUGCCGGGGCAGUGGAAAAGGGCAAGCCCGGAACUUGGUGAGGUUGUGGUCAGUGAUAUCUCUGGAGGAAGGACCAUGUCUAGGUCAUCUGACUCGGGGAGAAUGGGUAAUGAUGAGAAAGAAGAUUUUGAAGUAGAUAAAGAUGACUAUAUGGAUGUUGACAGGGGGCAGGCCAGUGACAGUGAUGCAGAAAUUAGAAUGUCAGAUACCGAUUCAGAGGAUGAAGCACGCAGACCUGAAACCCCUGAACCAGUGAAGGCACCACACAGGUGUAUCAAUAUGCUUCAAGGUUGCAGAAGUGUUGAUGAGUUUGAGAGGCUCAACAAAAUUAAUGAGGGCACAUAUGGUGUUGUAUAUAGAGCAAGGGAUAAGAAGACAAAUGAGAUUGUUGCUCUGAAGAAGGUAAAGAUGGAGAAAGAGCGAGAAGGUUUCCCGUUAACCUCUCUAAGGGAAAUAAAUAUCCUCUUGUCUUUCCACCAUCCUUCGAUAGUGGAUGUUAAGGAAGUAGUAGUUGGAAGUAGUCUAGAUAGUAUCUUUAUGGUUAUGGAGUACAUGGAACAUGAUCUAAAAGGUGUCAUGGAGACAAUGAAACAACCGUAUACCCAAAGUGAGGUCAAAUGUUUGAUGAUUCAACUGUUAGAGGGUGUAAAGUAUCUACAUGACAAUUGGGUACUUCAUAGGGAUCUGAAGACCUCAAAUCUUUUGCUGAAUAACCGCGGUGAGUUGAAAAUAUGUGAUUUUGGACUGUCUCGUCAAUAUGGGAGCCCACUAAAACCUUAUACUCAACUGGUUGUGACUUUGUGGUACAGGGCCCCAGAACUAUUGCUAGGAACAAAGGAGUAUUCUACUGCUAUUGAUAUGUGGUCUGUGGGCUGUAUAAUGGCGGAGCUUCUGGCCAAAGAACCAUUAUUCAAUGGAAAAACAGAGUUUGAACAGCUAGAUAAGAUAUUUAGAACACUUGGCACACCUAAUGAGAAGAUUUGGCCUGGCUAUGCCAAAUUACCUGGUGUGAAAGUCAAUUUUGUCAAACAACCGUAUAACAGGCUAAGGGAUAAGUUCCCAGCUGCAUCUUUUUCUGGGCGACCAAUCCUGUCUGAAGCUGGUUUUGAUCUGCUCAACAGUCUGCUAACUUAUGACCCUGACAAGCGUAUAUCGGCAGAUGAUGCUCUGAAGCACAAAUGGUUCUCUGAAGUUCCUCUUCCUAAGUCCAAGGACUUCAUGCCUACAUUCCCUGCGCUUAAUGAACUGGACAGGCGUACCAAACGGUACCUGAAGAGCCCUGACCCUCUAGAAGAGCAACGUUUGAAAGAACUGCAAGGGAACAUAGGCAACCGUGGGCUUUUUGGCUGAACUAGGACCACUUGCUUGGGUUCCUAUCCGUACUAACUGUUAUGCUUCACCCUGAAUCAACAAGAUCAGAUAUCUUCUGAGGUGAGAUGUGCCAUGGACAUGAAGUAUCACAUCUUCUUGGUGUCUACCAGCGACUGAUAGUGUUCUUUAGCAGGCUUGGUGCCGGUUAAGUGGAUGAGGUUUCUCCUUAUGGUCCAUCAUAGAAAUUUUCUUGCAGGAAUUAACACUCCAUCCACAUUGAUCCUAAAAGCAAAUAUAAUCUGCCUGCAUCGUAAGGUGUGGCAUGUUGGCUUUUAUUGGUUACACCAGUUUCACCUUUGGAACUUCUGUAUGUAAAAUAUUCCAGAUUGGUACGUUGUAAACAAUGUUCAGUGUGUUGGAUUAAAAUAAAACAUCAUCAUUAUCGUUAUUCUUUA